Ascochyta rabiei is the source of this 384-nucleotide messenger RNA. RefSeq lists its product as uncharacterized. Bases 1 to 384 code for a protein of 127 amino acids. The record is from RefSeq and is a predicted model, not a curated record. Lineage: Eukaryota; Fungi; Ascomycota; Dothideomycetes; Pleosporales; Didymellaceae. The transcript is spliced from 2 exons.
AUGAAGUUACAACUCGCCUCCACUGCGCUCUUCCUCUUCACCAUCCCCGCCAUCACACUAGCGACCCCGACGCUCCACGCACGCGCAGAUUCCAAAACCCACCUCUACGUCUGCACCGACGACUCGUUCCGUGGCAACUGCAAGAACAUCGAGCUGUCGGUCACGAGAUGCUACAACAUUGAGAAAGCGUUCAAUGACAAUGUGUCGAGUGCUGGGCCAGAUGACGGCACGUUUUGUGUCCUAUAUUCAGACCGCAGCUGUCGGGGCAAGGCUAUUCCAUUCACAAGCCCGGGAAUUAGCGGCUUUGCGAAAUACAAAUUCGACAACGAGCUCAGUAGUGUGAGAUGUGAUUUUAUCUGGGGAUGGCCGAAGAAGAGCGGGUAA